AUCCCUCUAUCGACAAAAAUAUAACAUAAACUUCAAAUUAAUUGUCAUUAUCAAAAAUAUAUUCUUCCAUGCAUUGAGAAUGUAUACAGUGAUGAUUCUUUUGGAUGGUACUUCCAGAACUGUCACUUCCAUGCAGAAUUUGAUUGUGGACAUUUUUUCUAAUAAUGAUAUGACUUCUUGUAGGACAAACCACUGAUUUCUGAAGUCACAAUAUGGUAAUAGUCAGAUUACAGCUGUAAGAUUGAGGACCACAGCACUGCGGCAAACCGUCAACUUUAACCUCGGGGAACUUCGAAAUGCGGAACCGGAAACCUAGAAACCUGACUCACAAACCGCGGGGAAACGUAAUCACGGACAAGGUAAUCAAGUGUUUGCUGAAUAAUGUCCCAAUAUGGCCGAUGCAAAUGAAGAAAAAUUUCUAAAGGUUGUAUUUCUUUUGAUGAAGUAUGGCACAACAGUUUUACAACAAAGAAUCAUAUAUGAACUUCGAAACACAAGAUGGCAGCGACUUCCUGCUUUCUUGGAGGAAAUUAAACAUCGGAUAUUUCAUUUGAUGCUUUCCAAAGAAUGUUGUGCUGGAAAUUGUAAAAUACCCAAAAAAUCUUACAUACACCGAGAUGUUUUAGGACUUAUGUAUGAAAAUGUAGAUGACUGCUGUUCAAAAAAAUUUAUACAUCGAUGUUGUUGCAAAUUUGUUCCUAAAUCUGAUUUAGACACAGUGAAAAGCUGGGAUAUAACCCUUACAAGUUGUCUGCUCUUGGAAUUCCUUAUCGAAGACAGAGGGCAAAGAAAAGUGGUGGAAAAUAUUCGGGAUUUGAGGAACAACAAAGAAUUAUUACACAGAGGGAAUGCUGAAAUGGACUCGUGCAUGUUUGAUCAGAUUUGGCUGAAGCUGUCGAAUGCCAUAAAGGAGAUGGCGGAAAAGUGUGAACAACAUUUCUACCGGGAAAUUUGUGAGAGUGUGGACGGAUUGAAGACAUCGCCUCUCACUGAGGACAAUCAAAGGACAUCACGGAAAUUUUGGGAACAAACAAAGAACGAAUUUGACGUCCAAGCCCAGACGCAUCAGAUUUCUGAGAAAGUGACGGAGGUUUCCAACAAACUGUCAGACUUGACUAUUCAAAGGGGAGGACAGCAAUCGGAUCCUGAGAUGGAAAAUUUGCUCCAUUUUUCAGAAAUGCACAUGAAAGUCCACCAAAGUAAAGUGUACAUAGAACCUCGGAAAGCUAUGAGACAUUGCGUCAAGCUUCUCGACAAACACCGAUUUAUCUGCCUGACGGGUGACGCGGGAAGCGGAAAAACUCACUUUGGACUGCAGCUGAUGGGAAACGUAAAGAAAGAGCAUCAAGAUGCUAUUGUGCUAGUACUUACCAAGAGCAGUCAGUGGUUUAGAUUUGUAUCCAAAGAGAAAAAGUUUGUUUUGUUUGUUGAUGACAUAUUAGGAAAGUCCAAUGUUAGCGAAAGAAGUUUUGAAAAAUGGAGUAAGGUAUUCGAUGCAAUGCAUCUUAGAAUUAGUGAUAGAAACUUCCCAGUCUUUAUUAUUUUUUCAUUCAGAAAUUGCAUUUGGGGAUUGAUGAAGGAGAAAUUAAUGGACUAUGUUUUGUUUAACAUGUAUAAAACUUCGAGUUCACCGGUCGAUCUCUCAGGGCUAGACUUUGGCAUGACUGAUCGAGAAAAGAAGCGCAUGUUACGCGAGUUUUGCAACCUUCAUAGAAUUUCAGUUUGUGAAUCCUUAUAUCUAGAAGAUCGAGCAUUUGAGUCUUUAGAUCAGAAUGACUUAUGUCUGUGUGAACAGACUCUGAAUAACAUCGCUAAGAUGAAAACUGUCAGUGGGUUUCCUCUGCUUUGCGAAGAGUUUUUUUCAAACCCCGAAUCCUUAAAGCAAAGGUCAACAUUUUUCUUAACUCGCUCUGCCUUAAGUCAUUUUAAAAAGCAGGUGGAUGAUAUGUUAGUGAAAGAUAAGUAUUUAAAUUAUGCUCUUUUGGUUUUCCUUUUCCUACAGGAUAAAGCAUUGAGUUUAGAUAGUGUCUGGAAAUUCAAAAAGGAGAUUGAAAAAAUUGCAGAAGGACUUGGAUUACCGAGACAUGGGGUGGUAUUAAACAAAGCCAGGAUUAGGGGUUGUCUGGAGGACAUGAACAUCUUUUUAAGUUCUUCAGACGAAGGAUAUAGAAUUCGACACAUGGUUGUAUAUGAAGCAAUCUUGCUGUCUUUUGGUGAAAAUUUUCCUGAAAUGUUCUUGGAGCGUAUAGACAAGUCUGUUGUCUUUACUUACGUUAGGUCCCAGAAUUAUGUGUCAGAGAGGUGGGAAAUUUGUAUGCAUUUAGAGAUGGAUAUGACUAAACAAUUCGCUGAAAAGUUGAUAGGUCUUUAUACCCCUAAUUCAGCUGAUGCAUACACAGAUGUGUACAAGCACCGUUCCUUUAAUGAUGACGCGCUGGUGUCUUGUUUCUUGGAGGUUGUUAAAGAAGAUGACAGAUUCAAUACUUUUCUAGGGUCCUUUGUUGCUGGGGCCUGUAUGAAUAAAAAAGAUAAAUUAGCUAGUGAAACAAUUAGAACAUUUAACGAUCGAUUUCACUUUGAUUUUGAAAUAUUCGAAGUUAUUGUGGAUUAUGACCUGAUUCAUACCUUUCAAAAGUUUAUUGAUAACUCUGAGUUUAAAGAAUUAUUGCUACAAAAUCUUCAAUCAGAAGAGUUUUGUACUAAGUUUUUACACAAAGCUUGUCAAAGUGGUUCUAGGGAAUGUUUUUUGGGAACACUAUCUCUGCUUGAUGAGAACAGGGAAUUGGAGACUGAUGGCGACUACUCUUGUGUAAUAUCAACAGAUACUGUAGAAAGUCUUCUAAUGAAUAUAAUAGUUAGUCAUAAUGAGGCUCCGGGAGCUGAUUGGAGGGAUGUUCUAUCUAAACUUGUCGAAUUAGUUCCUUCUGAGAUUGACCAACAAAGUAUGUAUAGAAUUAUAAUCACUUACUCUCUUGUUUUUGAAAAACUUGAUAUUGCACAAGAAUAUCUUGAUUUGAUUGUUUCAUUGGAUUCUUCUGAUGUGUCUCGUUGGAUUUAUCAAUGUUUUAAGCAUGAUGCAGGUCCAUGGAAGUUUUUUAGUGCAUUAAUUACAAAGGUACAUGCCUUGAAUUUAAUGAAUGAAUUUAAGGACAAAGAAGAGUGCACUUUAUUAGCAAUACUUGGUGCUCGCUAUAAACGUGAGAGCAUGGUUAUGAAGCUGUUAGAUGAGUUUGAGUGUGAUUAUGAACUGCAUGUAUCAUAUUUGAAUGGUGAAACAAUACUACAUUCUUGUGAAGAAAACAUGUUCAGUGAUGCUAAUUUAGUGACCAUUCUAUGUAAAUCUGGGCCAGAGGUCAUGUUUAACAGAAAAAACUAUAAAGGACUAACACCGGUUCAGUGCAGACCAUCCUAUCCCGGGGCUAGGAAAUUUCGUAGUUAUCCCUGGGUCAGGAAAUCUGGGACUAACAUGUUUACCGACCUUGGUUCUAGGAAAUUUCAUAGUAUGGACAAUUUACAUGUAUCUCAGCACUCUAAAUAUAGUGAUGACACUGUACAUAGGUUAAUUUGAAUAUAUUUUAGAACUGCAUAUUUUCGUGCUAUAUGUAUAUAUAUAUAUAUAUAUAUAUACAUAUAGCACGAAAAUAUGCAGUUCUAAUAUAUAUAUAUAUAUAUAUAUAUAUAUAUGUGUGUGUAUGUAUGUAUAUGUGUGUGUGUGUGUGUGUGUGUGUGUAUAUAUUGAUGGCUAUUUCAAUUCAAUUCUUUAUUGACACUAAAGCACAUGCAAGUGUUGUUAACCAUGUAGUAUUAGAUACAUAUAUAUAUAUGUAAUUCAAUAAAAAAGCAGGAAAAUAUACAGUUCCAAAAUAUAUUUAAAUCACUAGCGCUUUCUGGAUUUUAACAUCCAUCCUCAGGUGAAUACAAAUUAAUAAAUAAAGAUCAAUAGAUUAUUAAUUUGUAUUCACCUGAGGAUGGAUGUUAAAAUCCAGAAAGCACUAGUGAUUUAAAUAUAUUUUGGAACUGUAUAUUUUCCUGCUUUUUUAUUGAAUUAUUUUGACUGUGUGAUAUCAACUCUUUCUAUUUGGAUUAUGUAUGUAUAUAUAUAUAUAUAUAUAUAUAUAGUAUACAUAUAUAUAUAUAUAUAGUAUAGAUAUAUAGUGUUACAUGCCAGGUAUUAUAAUUGUAACAGCAGAUUCUGAGGUAUAAAGAGUCUCUGAUAUAUAAACAAUUUUUUUUGUAGAUGCAAUAUUUAGAGGAUUCAGCAAGAUGCAAGAUAAUCAUGAUAUUUUUGAAUAUUUUUCUCUCACAUGUUUGUAUAAAGGACAAUCAAGUAAAAAAUGUUUUUCAUCUUUGACACUGGUCUUACUGAUGUGCACUUAUUGUUAGUUUUGUAAGAUAAGAGCGCAGGUUCCUGUGAAUUGGAAGACACAAAUAUGGUUUCACUAAUGUACUAUAAAAGGAGAGUUUUCCACAUUGAGUUUUAUUGAUAUGUUGUAAAUUAAUUCUUCAAAAGUUUUAUUUACAAAGAAAUCUUGAAGCUUAGAACCGAGAAGUUCAUUUGCUGUAUCACAAUUGAUAUUCAACUUUCUUUGUAAUUGUUUUAUAAAGCUUUGCCAACAUUUGAAAUUUUAAUUGGCCAACUUUGUAUCUUCCAAGAAUGCAUUUUUUAAAACAAGGUUAUCAUUAACAUUAGAUUUUGUCAGAUCUUCCAAUCUGGAAAAAUAAUUAAAUGCGAGCUGAAAUAUUUUAACAUGUAAAGGGGAGUUGCCUAGUUAUGUACUAAUUGAUGAGAACUAUUUAACAUGUAAAGGGGAGUUGCCUAGUUAUGUACUAAUUGAUGAGAACUAUUUAACAUGUAAAGGGGAGUUGCCUAGUUAUGUACUAAUUGAUGAGAACUAUUUAACAUGUAAAGGGGAGUUGCCUAGUUAUGUACUAAUUGAUGAGAACUAUUUAACAUGUAAAGGGGAGUUGCCUAGCUAUGUACUAAUUGAUGAGAACUAUUUAACAUGUAAAGGGGAGUUGCCUAGUUAUGUACUAAUUGAUGAGAACUAUUUGUCACAGACAACCACCUCAUCUUGGUCCAGCUGUGAUUUUAUGCCUUAAAUAUUUCUAGGUACCUAUGUACUGAAUUUAUAAUUAUUUAUUUACUAUAAGAGGUGGUUACAUAGUGUAUUUAUAUGGACUAUUUUCCCUGAAUGUGGUAUUUGUUUUUUCAGUGUAAUAUUACAGACCUGUGUUUUGUGUAUGUUGAUAUAUCAUUGAAACAGUAAUUCACAUGAAUGUAUUAUUGAUAUUUGUCAUGAUUAGCAUGAAAUACAAGUAUUUAUUUAUUGAAUAUAUAAUUAUAUUAGCAUUUCA
Molecule: messenger RNA, 5355 nt
Organism: Ostrea edulis (European flat oyster)
Lineage: Eukaryota; Metazoa; Mollusca; Bivalvia; Ostreida; Ostreidae
Exons: 6
Coding region: 392-3568 (1058 amino acids)
Source: RefSeq, a predicted model, not a curated record